AUGGCGGAAAAUCCGCAAAGAAUACGAGAAUUGCUUUUGGAUCGCUAUUCCAGGACUAUCCAAGAAAUAUGUAGAAUACUGAGGCAAUCGAGUGCCAUGGAUUGCGAUGUGAGAGACAGUGUAAUAUUUAGGCUGGAUUCUUUACGUCAUCUCGUUGUUCGAUGCGUAGACGUAGCUAAUGUUCCGCGAGAAGUAAUCCUGAACUUGCAGAGAGUUGUGUCAAUUUUGUCGAACGACUUCCAAGACAGCCAUCUACAUGUGGACCAGGAUAGAUACCAGGCAGGCCGGAUUUUCACACAGGACAGAGGAAGACCUUCUUACAACAUACCCAGGGAACAACUGGAAUUAUUCAUUGAACAUGGUUUCAAUACUUCAGAUAUGGCCACUAUGUUAGGUGUAAGUGUUAGAACAGUCCAAAGGCGACUAUCAGAAUACAGCCUUUCAAUCACUGACAGAUAUGCUGAUAUUUCGAAUGAAGCUCUAGAUAACCAUGUCAUGGAAGUCUUCCAAAUGUUCCCAAAUUGUGGUUACCGUAGAAUGCUUGCGUUCCUCGAAACAAAAGGGCUACGUGUACAAGAGAAGAGAGUUCGAGAAUCUAUGCACAGAGUUGAUCCCGAAGGAGUACUUCUUGAGGACACUAGAGCUCCAAACAACACACAGACGGGGAUAUAA
Molecule: messenger RNA, 672 nt
Organism: Porites lobata
Lineage: Eukaryota; Metazoa; Cnidaria; Anthozoa; Scleractinia; Poritidae
Source: the annotation of a GenBank genome assembly